Messenger RNA from Cataglyphis hispanica, 5315 nucleotides. RefSeq names its product structural maintenance of chromosomes protein 4 (gene glu). Gene Ontology annotation, cellular component: chromosome. Bases 467 to 4726 code for a protein of 1419 amino acids. The transcript has 9 exons. Gene Ontology annotation, molecular function: protein binding; ATP binding; ATP hydrolysis activity. NCBI's taxonomy places the organism in Eukaryota, Metazoa, Arthropoda, Insecta, Hymenoptera, Formicidae. The record is from RefSeq and is a predicted model, not a curated record. Gene Ontology annotation, biological process: mitotic chromosome condensation.
UCUAAGCUUGAAUAGCUCGAUGUUUGGUGAAUUAUUUUUUAUCUUCGCGAAAAAAAUUGGAUUUUUCAAAAAAUGACAUUUGUAUAGCGAUAAAAAUUCGAAUGGUGGUAUCUUCGAACGAUUUAAAAUUAUCGCGAAAUUUGUGUGUGUGAUUAUUAUGGAUUAUUUAUUCGAAUGAAAUUCGUUAUUCGAAUGGGAUUUUGAAUUCGGGACGCUUCCAGUGCUGCUUCAGUUCAACGUAAAUGGCGGGGAUUGAAAAAUAUUGAAAGACUGUGUAAUUAAUUUUUAUCGUUCAUUCAACGACAAAUACUCUUUUCAGUCGGAAUUAUUGUAACGAUAUCUUAGAUCAUCCUCCAGAUAAUUGAUCAAUGAUGCAAGCGAUGCUGAUAUGAUCCUCUUUGUCGAUAUUAUAGAUGAGUUAACUUGGAAUUGCAAAGUGAGAAUUGUCGGUUAAACUCAUUUCAGAAUGAUUAGUAAUUCUCAAGAAAGAAUUAACACCUCCGACAUGGAGGUUGAUGAAUCGAACAAGGAAUAUGACACUGACGAGGAGGGUGGUAUGAGAAUCGAUGAUGAUAUAUACAUUCCACCGCCACUGAAAACCUUCUGCGAGGUUGAUACAACUGGUCCAAGACUCAUGAUCACUAAGAUUGUCAAUGUAAAUUUCAAAAGCUACGCUGGCACAACUACCAUUGGUCCUUUUCACAAAAGCUUCUCGGCAAUAGUUGGUCCCAAUGGUAGUGGCAAGAGUAAUGUAAUAGAUUCUAUGCUGUUUGUGUUUGGCUAUCGCGCCAGCAAGAUCAGAUCGAAGAAGAUUUCUAUCUUAAUACAUAAUUCCAGUGAAUAUUCAAAUCUGAAUAGCUGCACUGUCUCUGUACACUUUCAGAAAAUCAUCGAUAAAGAGCUUGAAGGAGACUACGAAGUCAUUCCAAACAGUGAGUUUGUUAUAUCUAGGACUGCAUUUAAAGACAAUUUAUCAUAUUAUGAGCUUGAUAAGAAGAAAGUACAAUUUAAGGAAAUCGCUAAGGUUCUCCGAUCCCAUGGAGUUGACUUGGAUCACAAUCGGUUUUUAAUAUUACAAGGUGAAGUCGAACAAAUUGCAUUAAUGAAACCGAAAGGACAACAUGAAAAUGACACCGGCAUGUUGGAAUUUCUGGAGGACAUUAUCGGUACAUCUCGCUAUAAGGAACCUCUAGCAAAAUUAGCAGAUAAGAUUGAAGUAUUAACAGAGUGUAGACUAGAAAAAUUACAUCGUCUUAGAGUUGUGCAGAAGGAAAAGGAGAGUCUAGAAGAACCUAUGGAAGAAGCCAUGCAAUACCUGAAAAUAGAGAAUACAAUAAUCAGAUUACAGCAUCAACUUUACCAUUGUAAGAGAUCCGAAGCGGUGAAGGAACUUGCCGAGCAUGUAGCAAAGAACGAUACUUUAGACAAGGAACAGACUGCAUUAAUGAAUGAGAUGACAAAUGUUCGUCAGCAAAAAGAAGAAAAGACUAAGGUUAUUAAGGAGAAGAGCAAGAAAUGGAAUGCCUUACAACAACAGAAGGAUGAUGCUACGGCGAAGUUCGACAAACUACGCAAGCAGGAUGAGUCAUUACACGCCGAACUAAUUGAAACGAAUAAGCGGCGAAAAGAUAACAUAGCAACCAUGAAGACGGAAAAGAACAAAAUGGAAGAACUGCUAAAUGUACCAGAGAAAAAUACAAAAGACAUCGAAGAAUGCGAGAAGUUGAUCGAGACAUACAUGACCAAUAAAGAAAAAGAAGAGACUGCGUUAACGACUUUGAUGGCGGGGUUGCGAACACAGACGGAGCCGUUGCUGAAUGAGCGGUCCGAUUUGGAAAAGGAGCUGAUAUCUCUUAGGAAAAACGUGGAUCAAGCGAAAGCGGCAUACGAUAUUGCGCAAUCUGAGCUGGAGCUUUAUAUAUCGGUGGAAAAGGUUGAAAAAGAAAAGCUGGAAAGUCUCCGAGAAUCCGUGGAGAGGACAACAAGCACUCUUAAGGAACGGCAGAAGCAGCUGGAUUUAUUCGAACGGAAAAUUCCUGCAACCCAAAACAGUUUGAAACAGGCACAGGAUGAAUUGAAUGACGCAAAAAGACGCGAAGUCGAAAAAGUCGCUCAGCUAAAGAAAAUGCAAAUGACUUUCGAGGAAAAGCGCUCUGCUAUGCAAGCUAGUACAUCGCGGAAUCGUAUCUUGGAUGCAUUGAUGAGAGAGAAGCGAGAGGGACGGAUGCCUGGAAUAUUCGGAAGACUGGGCGACUUGGGUGCUAUUGAUGUGAAAUAUGAUGUUGCUAUAUCGACAGCGUGCGGUCCUCUGGAUAACAUCGUCGUGGACACGGUGGACACGGCGCAGACAUGCAUUACAUAUCUGCGACAACAUAACAUAGGGCGCGCAACGUUUAUACCAUUAGAGAAACAACAGCGAUUCCUGUCCAAGUGUCACAGCAAGAUUCAGACACCGGAAAAUGUGCAUCGACUGUUCGAUUUAAUAAAGGUAGAGGAUGAACGAGUGCUGCCGGCAUUCUACUACGCUUUACAUGACACUCUAGUGGCGCAGGACUUGGAUCAAGCGACACGCAUUGCUUAUGGCAGAACGCGUUAUCGCGUAGUGACGUUGAAAGGCGAGCUGAUUGAAUUGUCUGGUACGAUGAGUGGUGGCGGACGCACAGUAUUGCGAGGACGAAUGGGCCAGAAGGUAGUAAGAAGCGAGCCAUCGAGCACCGAUAUCGAGAAGCUGCAGUCACAGCUAGAUGCCAUAUUCGAAGAGUGCAAUAAUCUGAGAACAAAGCAACAGCCAUUGGAGCAGCAGAUCCAUGUGUUGACGACCGCUUUGCAAGACAUGAAAAUGGACAGACAAAAAUUUAGUAUUGAAGUACAAACGUUAAGGGAACAGGAACCGUCGUUGCAAGUACAACUUAAAGCGCAGGAAAAGAAGGCCGCCAACUCGAUAUCGGAUCCAAAGAAAGUUGCUCAACUGCAACAGGCGUUAGAUGCAGCGAAAUUGCAUUUGGACGAGGUCGAGGAGAGUUCCGCUUCGGUAGAAAAAGAGGUAGCGCGUAUUAAUAGCAAAAUAGAUGACAUCUCUGGCAAUCGAGUACGGGAUCAACAAAAGAAAAUCGCGCAAUUGACUAAAUCGAUAGACAAGGCCAAGGCGGAGGUAUGUCGUUUGCAGGUAGCCAUCAAGACUGCUGAAAGAAAUCUCAAGAAGACAGAAAAAUAUAUUGACACGUUGCAAAGUGAUGUACAUGCUUGCGAGGAGAGAUUAAGAAACAUUAAAAACGAGAAAUUGGAACUCGAAGAAAGUGCCAAAGUAAUUCUGAAUGAGUUAAAAGAGUUGAAUGAAGCAUUGACCGAGCGUGAUGACGCUAUGUCAUCCUUAAGAGACGAGUUGAACGAGCUGCAGGCAAGCGAGGACAAGAUGAAGGCGGUGAAGAUCGACCUGGAUCAGAAACUGCACGAAAGCAGAAAGUUGUUGAAGGAACUUCAACAUGUAAUUCCUGAAUAUAAUCGGAAGAUAGCGGAACUAGAGUUACGAUCGAUUCCCCGCGAGACAUUGGAGCCGCUUAAAGACUUGACUGAGGAAGAGAUCGACGAAUUGGACGCAAAGAUAGUGGCACAAAAUUUACAGAAGGCUAGAAAGAAGCUACCCGACCAGAUACCUAAUAUGAAGAUCAUUGCGGAUUAUCAAGAAAAGGACGCGUUGUACAUACGUCGCGUCGCCGAAUUGGAGGAAAUGACAUUGACGCGCAACAAGAUGCGCGAGGUGUAUGAAACUGCUCGACGACGUAGAAUUCAGGAGUUCCAGGACGGUUUUAGCCUGAUCACCACAAAAUUAAAGGAGCUGUACCAGAUGAUUACGUUGGGCGGCGAUGCGGAGUUGGAGCUAGUAGACUCGUUGGAUCCCUUUAGCGAGGGUAUUGCAUUCAGCGUGCGUCCGCCGAAGAAAUCGUGGAAGAGCAUCAGCAAUCUCAGCGGUGGCGAAAAAACUCUGAGUUCAUUGGCGCUGGUAUUCGCCCUCCAUCAUUACAAGCCCACGCCGCUCUACUUUAUGGAUGAGAUUGACGCGGCGCUCGAUUUCAAAAAUGUUUCGAUCGUUGGUAACUACAUCAAAGAGCGCACGAAGAACGCGCAGUUUAUCAUCAUCUCAUUGCGUUCGAACAUGUUCGAAUUGGCUGACUAUCUGGUGGGUAUCUACAAGACGCGAAACUGUUCCAAGAGCGUGACUCUCAAUUUGGGACGUUACUACGAGAACAACGGCAUCGCGCCACCCACCCAGCUCACUUCCAAGACCUACGCGUCACAGGCUACGCAGAGAACGCAGGUACUCUUGACGCAAUGCAGCCAGGCUGCGCGCAAGGAAAAUACUGCACCCGUGAAUAAUAAUCAAAAUAAUGCAAAAGAAACACAAUCGAAUGAGGAGAAGGUCUUAUCCACGAAGAAUGAUAACACGAAAGAAGUACUAAAUGGAGAAAAUAAUUCUUCGCCACACGCGAAGAACAACAAAGCAAACGAAAUUUCGCUAAAUGUGGAAGAGACGUCGAUCGUAAAAAACAAUGAUGCAAAAAAAAAACCACAAAAGGAACAGCCAGAAGUCAAUGGAUUGAGUCUUCCAGAUUUGUCGAUAUGUUCGACACCACCAUCUCGGCGCUCUGACAGACUCGCAAGGAAGAGUGCGAGUAUAAACAAAAGCGUUAACAAGGAACCAAUUAAUAAGAAGCGAAAAUUGAAGUGACUGAAUGAUUCCGCGAACUUCGAAAGUCCGCAGGGUCCUCAAAGAUUAGUGCGUGUAAAUGAAUAACGUCGGAGACUAAUUUCAAUUCUUCUAAAUAUGUUGUAUAAUGACGUUUUUUAUAAUAAUAUUAAAUUUAUAUUUUCAGAAGACGUAAAAUUUUAUUAAUUAAAUAUUAACGAUAAAAUUAUAAUAAGCGUUCUAUUAAAUAAAAUAAAUUAUGAGAUUUGAUAGUUAUAGUUUUAGUUAUCAAAAAUAUAUAACGAAACUUAUAUAUAUCUAGUUUUGUUAUAAUAAUGUUAAGUCUAGUUUUGACAUAAUAAUGCAUACACAAACAUAUGUAAAUUGUCAGUUCUCUUGUAAUUUAAGAUCUCUGUAAAAGUGUAAGAUACUGAAAGUUAUGUAUGUGUAAUUGUAAGACAUAGAGUCUGUCUCUUUUCUUUUUUUGUAGUUUUCCAGUGAAUAUAAACUUCAUUUUGGAAAGUACAAUAUAUAAUUCAGUCAAAGAGAAUGGACUUAUAAGUGAAUGCAAAGUGCAAAAAUAUUUUUAUAUUUUUAUAUAUGACCAGCUAUAGUAAUGAAAAUAGAUUGU